Hydra vulgaris (swiftwater hydra) is the source of this 1545-nucleotide messenger RNA. NCBI's taxonomy places the organism in Eukaryota, Metazoa, Cnidaria, Hydrozoa, Anthoathecata, Hydridae. The record is from RefSeq and is a predicted model, not a curated record.
AUGGCAACGCCUGCUGAAAGUUUUCAACACUGCUUCGAGCAGACAAACAAUAAUGAAGCAUUUAAUGAAAAAGAACUUACCCCAUAUAUCCCGGUACUAGUUACAACUGUUCAAGAACCACUUCUUCCUCAAUCGGAGUUCCCUUCAGAUCCCGGACUAUAUAACAAUACGAGUUUGAGCGCAAAGCUGAUAAGGAAGUUAUGUGAAAUAGGACCAUGUCAGCCAGGUCUACAGAAAUCUUUCCAAUUUCCAACUGAUGAAGCCGGCCGUAAGUUCCAAACAUCUUGGUAUACAAAAACUAUUGGAAAGGGAAGUAUAAAAAAGGAAAGAAAUUGGCUUGUAUUUUCACCUAGUAAUCAAAAUAUGUACUGCCACGCUUGCUGGUUAUUUGCUGAUUUUAAAGCUGAAAAUUAUAGCAAAGAAUGGUCUGAUACAUCUGCAGGAGUUUAUAAGUGGAAAAAAGGCAUGGAAAAAAUAGUUAAACACGAAACUUCUCACCAGCAUCAAAACGCAAUACGCCAAUAUUUGCUCACUAAAUAUCGUAUUUCAAAUGAUAAAACUGAUAUAUCUGGUUUAAUUAGUCAAGAGUGUCGCCAAGUAGAAAAGAAUAGAGAAGUUUUGAAACGAAUGAUAGACGUAACGUUGUUCUUAGCAAAAGGUUUAUCAUUUAGAGGACACAGAGAACAUCAACAUUUCAAAAUUGGUAAUAAAGGUACAGCUAAUAACGCUGCCAAUUUUCUUGAACUGUUAACUCUAUUAUCCAAAUAUGAUCUUACUUUGGAAAAUCAUCUUAGGUAUGAAAAGAGAAAUCAGCUGUAUUUAAGUCAUGAUGUACAAAAUGAUUUAAUUCAAUCGCUUGCUUCUGAAAUUUCAUCCACAAUCAACAAUGAGGUUAAAUUAGCCCAGUUUUUUUCGUUAAUUAUUGAUUCAACUAUUGAUAUUUCCAAAAUUGAUCAGAUGUCAGUUUCGUUACGAAUGGUUUUAAAAUCAGGUAAUUUUGUGGAAAGAUUCAUAGGCUUCUAUACUUUAGAAAACAGCAACGCUGAAGCAUUUGCUGAGUUAAUUUUAUCUGAGCUUGAAAAACGAAACAUUGAUAUUAAACUCUGCAGAGGACAAGCAUACGAUGGUGCUUCUGUAAUGUCUGGAAUUAAAAGUGGUCUUCAAACUCGGAUAAAAGCGCUUUCACCAAAUGCCAUCUAUGUUUAUUGCUGUGCUCAUGUUUUAAAUUUGGUGACCAUUGAAGCAAUGUCUGUAAACAGCGAAGUCCAGUUAUUUUUUGGCACAACUGAAAAAUUGUAUACGUACUUUACGUCUAGUUUACCACGACUUCAUAUUCUCCAAGAACACCAGAAACGUCUAUAUGAAUCAACAGUAGACACUCUGAAACGACUUUCUGAUACAAGAUGGGCAAGUAGGAAGCAUGCAGUUGAUGCUGUUGUUGAAUCUUUUUCUGCUAUUUUAGCCACUCUAGAAGAUAUAAAUCUAGGAGAAUCCAAACAACAUACAGGAAAUGUUAGAGCAGAAGCUAUUGGACUAUCAAUAUAG